Molecule: messenger RNA, 7920 nt
Organism: Mastomys coucha (southern multimammate mouse)
Lineage: Eukaryota; Metazoa; Chordata; Mammalia; Rodentia; Muridae
Product: NACHT, LRR and PYD domains-containing protein 1a-like
Exons: 15
Coding region: 3379-7041 (1220 amino acids)
Biological process (GO): innate immune response; regulation of apoptotic process; inflammatory response
Cellular component (GO): canonical inflammasome complex
Molecular function (GO): protein binding
Source: RefSeq, a predicted model, not a curated record
UGGAGGGAGAGAAUUCAGAGGGAGGAGAAUAGGGAGGAGUGGGGAUUCAGGAUCAAGUGUGGGGAAGGACAGGAGGGAUGGCCAGAUGGCCAUGAGAAUGAGUGGAAUCACAACUCACUGUGGUGGGGAGGUAGGAGGCAUCUCUAGGAGAUGAAGGAGACAUGGAAUAAAGCAGGUACCCCAGAAUCUAUGUGGUUGUCCUUAGCUAUGACUCACAGCAUUGAGAACAUGUAACCUGAAGAGGCCACCUCCUGUAGCCAGUCAGGAGCAAUAGGGACAGCAACCCACCACAAAUAUUUUGACCCAAAAUGUAUUCUGUCUAUAAGAAAUAUGGAAACAAAGGACAGAGCAAAGACUGUGGAAAUAGCCAGCUAAUAGCCUGCCCAAUUGAGACCCAUCCCAUGUGCAAGCACCAAUUCCUGAGCACUAUUAAUAAUACUCAGUUAUGCUUGCAGACAGGAGUCUAGCAUGGCUGAUAUGCUUCACCCAGAAGUUGACUCAUAUAGACACAGACACCCAUACCAAACAGUAGUUGAAGCUUAAGAAGUUUUAUGGAAGAAUAGCAGGAAGGAUUAAGGGCCCUAAGGGGAUAGGAACUCCACAGGAAGACCAACAAAAUCAACUAAUGUGGACCCUUUGGGCUCUCAAAGACUGAACCACCAACCAAAAAACUUACAUGGCCUGGACCUAGGGUUCACUGCACAUAUGUAGCAGAUGUGCAGCUUGGUCUUCAUGUGAGUCCCAAAGAACUGGACUGGGUGAUAUCCUAAAAGCUGUUAUCUGUUUGUGGGAUAUGUUCUUCUAGUAAGGCUGCCUCGUCUUGCCUCAACAAGAGAGGAAGCACCUAGCCUCACAGAAGCUUAAAGGGCCAAGGUAGGGGAAAACCUAAGGAGGUCCCACCCACUCAGAGGAGAAGAGGAUUGUGAAAGGAUUGUAAGAGGGGGUGACAGGGAGGGGGCAGUGAGCAGGAUGUAAAAUGAAUAAGUAAAAUUAAUAAUAAUAAGCAGAUAAAUAAAAAUGCAAAGUUUCCAGUGAGCGAUCUUAUAAAGGAAGCCAUUACUACACCCUGUAAUCCUAGCACUCUGGAGGCUGAGGCAGUUGAAAUUAGAAUUCAGGAUCAUCCUAGACCAUACAUCCAGAAAAAAAGCAGCCACAACAAGAAAAUAAAGUGUUGUACAAGUAUCUUGUGAGGUUUACUUCAUCUCCUGUUUCAAGGAGCGCAGCAAUAGGUUCACCAUAGAUACCAGUAGAAUCCAACUCACAGCAGAGUAAGAAGGUGUUGGUCAUGGUGAUAAAGUUGAUGAGUAGCAGGUGGUAGGAUGGUAGGAGUAAUGCAAACCUCAAAUACACAUGCCCCUCCCCACCUUCAGCAGUUGGGAGAAUUGGCUCUGGGAUCAUGAGAGUGGGUGAGCUUGCCCUGCUCCUCACUUACUACAGCACUCAGGAGAGCCAAGCCUGCACUUUGCCUGGGAAUCACAGUAGUGCCAGCCCUUGUCAAGGGAAUUUAUGAGCCAUCCCUGAGUACAGGGCAAGGAGAACUGUCACUGACACUCAUAUGCAUAGAGGUGGCGUAGCAGGGAGAUGCACUCUGCCCUCUCAAACUUCACCAGCUGGCAAAGUCCAGAAAGCUGACCCCAGGGUCAUAGGUGCAGUCCCAUUAGUCGAGAUCACAUCAAGUUGACAAGUAAUAUUCAUCUUCUCAGUUCUAACCAUUGUCAUCUUCACACCCAAGCACAUCACUUUAAGUCAUUAUUUUCCACUUCCUGUCUCUAAUGUUUCAGUUUCAUGUCAUCAUGAAAAACACAAUCUGGUUUCAAAAGCCCCAUUAGACCUUAAUAAUUCCAAGAGUUUAAAAGUCCACCUCUAAACAGGGACUGAAGGUAAUGUCUUAACUAUCAGCUCCUAUGAAAUAAAAAACAAGUUACAUACUUCCAACAUACAAUGUCACAGAAUAAACACUGACAUUCCAACAUGGAAGAAUCAGGGAUUAACAAGGAAUGCUCAGACCACAGCAAGACAAAACACCAUCAUAAACACAAAAUUCUGCAGUUUUGUGUCCAGCUAUAGAGCUCAUGAUAUCAUUCACUGGACUUCAAACACUUAAGUACAUGCACCCAUCCAGUUCUACACAUGAAGCACAAAUAGCCACUCUCUCUCAGAUCACCUCUCUACUCUUUUCCUACAACUUUAUGCAGUAAUAAUUGUGAUUCUGGCUUCUCCACAUACUAGGAUUUCCAUUGCCUCUUAGGCUUCCCUUUCAAAGGUUCACAAAAUGACCUCAUAGGACCUCCUUGCAGGGUCUUUGACUCAGAUACAUUGCCUGGCCCCAGCUGCUAUCUGAAGCUGUACAUCUUGACUCAGUGACCCCCUCAAUAUAGCAUCUUUCAAAAUUAAAAAAAAAAAAGUACAUGGACAACCGUGUUCUGUUGACAACUUUAAAAUGUGGCCACACAGAAAGCUGUAUCAUGUGCUGACUUUUGGGAAACACUUACUGAGGUAUUUGCAUUUGUGGAGCAAGAAAUACCAUCAGUUAAGACUUUCUGCCUUUAAAUGGGUUUGGUUCUUUAAAAGAUGAAGCCCAGGAAGAAUGAGGUUCUGCCCUUAGGACUCCUUUCCUAUUGCCACAUUGCAGCUUUCCCUUAAGUGAUGAUGAUCUCUUUAACAAUUACAGCUGCUCUUGGAGAUUCACUCAGAACGUUUUCUUUCAUAAACCUUCUCUCGAAAAAUUAGUCAUUAGGUGGACUAGCCAUAUCCAUGAGCCUUCAGGUCACACACAUGAGUCCACUUGCACAUGAACAUGCACACACACCACACACUUACAGAAAAAGAAUACAGUGUUGCUGAGAAUCAAAACCCAAAUGUGACAUCUAGGAGACUUCAGAAAUCAAAAAAAUAUUACACAGGGUUUGUGGCCUAAGAUGCAUUUACUGAAAUGCACAGCCUGUUUCUGGGCAUGCUACACUGAAGGAGAGGAAACAAAGAGAUCCAGAGCACAAAUCUGGGGGGAUCCAGAAGCGAUUGCUGACCUGGGACCUGUUGGCAAACCUUGAGGCCCACAUUAAAGGAGGAAGGAACUGAGCUCAGACAUGAGUUCUGCAGUCAAGCAGGCAGGGCUUCUGCAAACCCGGAUGAAGCUCUCAGCCUGACUCCUCCAGCGCAGGCAUCUGCAGAGACUUAACAGGAAGUAACCUGAAUAAUCGUCAACUUACAACUGCGCAGGCUCUCUGACAGCUUCCUUCCUGAUAGGGGCCCAGAGUCUCUUUCACUUUUGUUUCCUAGCUGAGGAACCUUAUUCAAGGACAUACACUGCAGUGGACCCCGUGCAAGAGUAGGGUCUCCUCUAUCAGUUCUGAUCAAACACCCAUUCCCAGAGGAGAAAUGUCUGACAGACAAAAGAUAAUACUAGCCUCCAAGCCGCAACGACUAGAGACAGUCAUGUUAAUAGACUCCAGCAUGGUACAACCAGAUACAGCCACAGAGCAAAUCCUCGAAGGAGUAUCCGAGGUCUCUAUCAUCAUGGAUGAAUCUGAGGUCUCUAUCAUCAUGGAUGAAUCUGAGUCUGAACAGAAAGUUACCACAAAGGUGGAUCAGCAUGAGGGACAAGAGGAUGUGGAUCCCACCUUCAAAACAAAGAAACAUACAAAGGUGGAGCUGAUGAAGCCCAGACCCAAGCCAAAGAGGCAUUUGAAGCUAACAACCUUUCCAGAAGUAUAUAUGAAACAAGAUGAGAUUCUUCACUCCACACAGUCAUUGAAAUGGAAAAAUUUGUUCCAAAAUUUCACAAAUCUACUACUCCUCCAAAAAUUGUGCACAAGAGGCUCAGAGAACUUGGUCAGCUGGCAUCCAUGUGGACCAGAAGGAGGACAUAUAAUUGAUAUCUUAUUUCACUCAAACUUAGACUCCCAGAAUGAGGCUCAGUUAGUCAUAAUAGAGGGGGCUGCUGGGAUUGGGAAGUCAACACUGGCCAGGCUGGUGAGGAGAGCCUGGAAGGAAGGCCUGCUCUACAGGGACCUCUUCCAGCAUGUCUUUUUCUUCAGCUGCAGAGAGCUGGCCCAGUGCAAGCAACUAAGUCUGGCUGAGCUCAUAGCACAAGGCCAGGAUGAGCCCACACCUCCCAUUGGUCAAAUCCUGCUUCACCAUGAGAAGCUGCUCUUCAUCCUGGAUGGCAUAGAUGAGCCAGCAUGGGUCUUGGAGGAGGAGAAUCCUGAGAUGUGUCUGCACUGGAGUCAAAGACAGCCUGUGCACACUCUGCUGGGCAGUUUACUAGGGAAAUCCAUCCUUCCUGAGGCUUCCUUCCUGCUCACAGCUCGGACAACAGCUCUACAGAACAUCAUUCCUUCCUUGGAGCAGCCGUCGUGUCAGGUGGAAGUGCUAGGAUUCACUGAGUUUGAAAGGAAAGACUACUUCUACAAAUAUUUUGCAAGAGAAAAAGAUGCAAUUACUGCAUUCAGAUUGGUUGAAUGUAACCCAGUGCUCCUGACCCUAUGUGAGGUUCCCUGGGUGUGCUGGUUGGUCUGCACUUGCCUGGAAAAGCAGAUGGAGCAGGGUGAAGAACUCUCACUGACCUCACAGACCACUACAGCCCUCUGCCUGGAAUAUCUUUCCCUGACAAUCCCAGGUCAGCCCAUGGAGACUCAGCUCAGAGCCCUCUGCUCACUGGCUGCAGAGGGGAUCUGCCAAAGAAGGACCCUGUUCAAUGAAAGUGACCUCUGUAAGCAAGGGUUAGCAGAGGGUGCCAUUGACACUUUAGUGAAGAUUGGUGUCCUUCAAAAGCAGCCCAGCUAUCUGAACUACAGUUUUGCCCAGUUGUGUCUCCAGGAGUUCUUUGCAGCAAUGUCCUACAUCUUGGAGGAUAGUGAGGAAAGACAUGGUGAUAUGAAAAACAACAGAAUUGUAGAAACACUGAUGGAACGGUAUGGAAGACAAACCCUAUUUGAGGCACCCACUGUGCGCUUUUUGUUUGGUCUUUUGAGUAAAGAGGGAUUGAAAGAAAUGGAAAAGUUCUUUUCCUGCAGUCUUCUUGGGAAGACAACAUUGGAGCUGCUAUGGCACAUCCUAGGGAAAUCCAAACCCUGUCAAUCACAUUAUCUGGGUUUGCUACACUGUCUGUAUGAAAAUCAGGAAAUGGAGCUCCUGACACAGGUGAUGCAUGUUCUUCAAGGAAUAAUAGUGCCUCACACAGAUGAUAAGGCACACACAGUGAUCCAGACAAACAUGAAACACCUGGUGAUACAGACAGACAUGGAGCUCAUGGUGGUCACUUUCUGCAUUAAGUUCUGCUAUGAUGUGAGGAGUCUUCAGCUGAGUAAGGAAAGAUAUGGAUAUGCACUGACAGCCCCAACGAUGGUUCUGUUCAGGUGGACCCCAAUCACUGAUGCCAGCUGGAACAUUUUCUUCUUCAAUCUUAAUUUCGCCAAAAACCUGGAGGAGCUAGACCUGAGUGGAAAUCCACUGGGCUACUCUGCAGUACGCAAUCUUUGUAAGGCCCUGAGAUACCCUGGCUGCCAACUAAAGACCUUGUGGCUUGUUGAAUGUGGCCUUACAUCCACAUGCUGCUCACUCCUGGCCAAAGUGCUCAGUGCUCGCUCCAGUCUGACUGAGCUAAACCUGCAGCUGAAUGACCUGGGUGACGAUGGUGUGAUGAUGCUGUGUGAGGGACUCAGGAAUCGUGCCUGCAACCUCCACAUCCUGCGGCUGGACCUGUUGUCUCUCAGUGACCAGGUGAUUACAGAGCUCAGGACUCUGGGGGCAAAGAAUCCGAAGCUGCACAUCUUCAGCACAUGGAAUCCACAUGUGAUGGUCCCUCCUAAGAACAUAGAUAAAGAAGUGGGUGAUAGUCCAACCUCAUUCAAGCAGGAGCAACAACAGUCAGGACACAAAGACAUGGAACCUCUGGGGACUGAGGAUGACUUUUGGGGCCCUACAGGACCUGUGGCUACUGAGGUGGUAGACAGAGAGAGGAACCUGUACCGAGCUCAAUUGCCCAUGGCUGGUUCCUACCACUGUCCUGGCAUGGGACUCCACUUUGUGGUGACAAGGGCAGUGACAAUCGAGAUUGAAUUCUGUGCCUGGAGCCAAUACCUGGACAAGACUCCCUUGCAAGACAGUCACAUGGUGGUUGGGCCUCUGUUUGACAUCAAGACUGAGCAAGGAGCUGUGACUGCUGUGUACCUCCCUCAUUUUGUGGCUCUCCAAGAGGGAACCGUGGACAGCUCCUUGUUCUGUGUUGCCCACUUUCAAGAACAUGGGAUGAUCCUAGAAAUGCCAGCAAGGGUGGAACAGCAUUACGCAGUACUGGAAAACCCAAGCUUCUCCCCAAUAGGAGUUCUACUGAGAUGGAUUCCUGCUGUUGGACACUUCAUCCCCAUCACUUCCAUCACAUUGAUCUACUAUCACCUCAAUCUCGAGGACACGACCUUUCACCUUUACCUGGUCCCCAAUGACUGCACUAUUCGGAAGGCCAUUGAUGAGGACGAAAAGGCGUUUCAGUUUGUGCGCAUAAACAAGCCACCCCCAGUAGAUGCUCUUUAUCUUGGUUCCCGCUAUAUCGUGUCUGGCUCCGAAACGGUGGAAAUUUUCCCAAAGGAACUCGAACUGUGCUACCGAAGCUCCGGGGAAUCCCAGCUCUUCUCUGAGAUUUACAUUGAACGCAUGGGUCCAGGGAUUAAGCUGCAAAUCAAAGACAAGAGUCAUAUGAAUCUCAUAUGGGAGACCUUGUUAAAACCAGGAGAUCUCAGACCUGCUCUGCCUAGGAUUGCUUCAGCCCCCACAGAUGCUCCUUCCUUGCUACACUUUGUGGACCAGCAUCGGGAGCAGCUGGUGGCCAGAGUGACAUCAGUGGACACUCUCUUGGACAAGCUGCAUAGUCUGGUGCUGAGUGAAGAUUCCUAUGAGGCAGUGCGGGCUGAGACCACAAACCAAAACAAGAUGAGGAAGCUCUUCAGCCUCAGCAGGUCCUGGAAUCAAGAUUGCAAAGACCAAUUCUACCAAGCUCUGAAGGAGACCCAUCCUUACUUGGUCAUGGACCUCUCUGAUAAGUAAGAUAGGAGCCUAACAUCACUUUUCCUGAGAGGCUUCAUCCAGCAGUGGAUGGAAACAGAUACAGAGACCUACAGACCACAUCACGUGUUUCUUGAGAGGCUUGUGGAAGAGUGAGAGAUAGAAUUGAACAAGCUGGAGCAGUCAAGGACACCACAAGAAAACCUACAGAGUUAACUAACCUGCAACCUGGGGACUCACAGAGAUGGAACUACUAACCAGAGAGCAAGCAGUAGCUGGACCUAAGUCCCCUAAACAUUUGUCGCAGAUAUGCAGCUUAGUCUUCAUGGAGGUCCACGAACAAUUGAAGAGGAGGCCAUCUCUGACUCUGUUCUCCACCUUUGGAUCCCAUCCCCCUAACUGGACUGCAUAGUUGGGCCUCAGAGAAAAAGAUGGGCUUAGGCAUACUGCAAGUGGGUGUUGCAGGGUGGGCUGGUAUUCAAGGGGGACUUCCCCUUUUCUGAGGAGAACUGGAGGGGGUAGGGGGAUUUGUAAAGGUGGGACUGGGAAGAGAAUAGGAAGAGAAUGCGAUCAGCAUGUAAAGUAAAUAAAUACUUCUUUAAUUUAAAGAUAAAAUUUUAAACCUCUUCUUAUUCUAAAAAGAAUCAUGAUUGGCAUGAAAAUAGGUAUAUAUUUUUAAAGUAUUUCACUUUAAUGGAAACUUUGUUUUAUAUUAUCUAAUCAUUAAAUACUUGAAUAAAGCCAUAAUUUAGUGAAAGUCAAGGAAAUCCAGUCAUACUUUAUGCCCUUCUCCUUGAGGGAUCAGUACUAUUAUACUAUUUCCAUUUAGUAAAACCUGAUCUAAUUUUGUAUCCUCCCUCUGUUAUAAUUUCUGUGCAAAAAUUGUAACAUCUUCCAAAACUAUACUGACAACAAAUCAUA